AUGAAAUCUCAAUCAUACACACCUCCAGCCCGUGUCUACGACGCACAAUCCGCUUCGAAAGACGAGUAUCACGUGUCACCCGUGUACGACGCGCACCAGCCCGUGUACGACGCGCACCAGCCCGUGUCUACGACGCGCACCAGCCCGUGUCUACGACGCGCACCAGCCCGUGUGUACGACGCGCACCAGCCCGUGUCUACGACUCACACCAGCCCGUGUCUACGACUCACACCAGCCCGUGUCUACGACGCACACCAGCCCGUGUCUACGACUCACACCAGCCCGUGUCUACGACGCGCACCAGCCCGUGUCUACGACUCACACCAGCCCGUGUCUACGACUCACACCAGCCCGUGUCUACGACGCACACCAGCCCGUGUCUACGACGCGCACCAGCCCGUGUCUACGACACACACCAGCCCGUGUCUACGACGCGCACCAGCCCGUGUCUACGACGCGCACCAGCCUACGACACACACCAGCCCGUGUCUACGACGCACACCAGCCCGUGUCUACGACGCACACCAGCCCGUGUCUACACCAGCCCGUGUCUACGACGCACACCAGCCCGUGUCUACGACGCACACCAGCCCGUGUCUACGAUGGGCACAUUGA
Gigantopelta aegis is the source of this 615-nucleotide messenger RNA. Its product is annotated as ankyrin-2-like. NCBI's taxonomy places the organism in Eukaryota, Metazoa, Mollusca, Gastropoda, Neomphalida, Peltospiridae. The coding region runs from base 1 to 615 and encodes 204 amino acids. The record is from RefSeq and is a predicted model, not a curated record. The transcript has a single exon.